Molecule: messenger RNA, 2826 nt
Organism: Plectropomus leopardus (leopard coralgrouper)
Lineage: Eukaryota; Metazoa; Chordata; Actinopteri; Perciformes; Serranidae
Cellular component (GO): extracellular matrix
Source: RefSeq, a predicted model, not a curated record
AUGUUACUGUGGUCAGUAUGGAGUGCAGUAAUGCUACUGACCGCUCUGGAAGCUGCAGAGGACGACGACGUCCGAGCAGGCUGCAGCACAGCUGUAAAUGACCUGGUCUACAUUGUUGACGGCUCAUGGAGUGUCGGAUUCUCUGACUUCGACACGGCUAAGCAGUGGCUUAUCAACAUCACCAGCCAGUUUGACAUCAGUUCCCACUACACACAGGUGGCUGUGAUCCAGUACAGCGACACACCUCGUCUGGAGAUCCCUCUGGGAAAACAUCAGGGUGCGAAAGAGCUCAUCCAGGCCAUAAAGAGCAUCACAUACAUGGGAGGAAACACUCAGACUGGCAGGGCCAUCAAGUUUGCCGUGGACCACGUCUUCCCCUCCUCCCAAAGAGCCAGCCAGGUCAAGAACCGCAUCGCUGUGGUGGUUACUGAUGGCAAAUCUCAGGAUGAUGUGGUGGAUGCCAGUAUGGAGGCACGAACUCAGGACAUUACGGUAUUCGCCGUUGGUGUUGGCACUGAGAUCACCACCUCGGAGCUGGUUUCAAUUGCCAAUCGACCAUCGUCCACCUACGUCCUGUAUGCUGAGGAUUACACCACCAUUGACCGCAUUCGAGACUCUAUGGAGCAGAAGCUCUGUGAAGAGUCUGUGUGUCCGACACGGAUUCCGGUGGCAUCUCGUGAUGAGAAAGGCUUUGAGCUGAUGGUGGGCAUGAACAUUCAGAAGAAGACCAAGAAGGUUCCCGGCUCUCUGAUUUCUGAGACGGCUUAUGCUGUGACUGCGUCCACUGACAUCACUGAGAAUACCAGGGAGAUUUUCCCAGAGGGCCUCCCUCCAUCCUAUGUGUUGGUAGCCACCCUCCGCCUAAAGGGGCCUUCAAGCCAGUUGACCUUUGACCUUUGGAGGGUCCUGUCUAAGGAUAAGGAGAUCCAGGCUGCAGUGACACUAAGUGGGAAGGAAAAAUCAGUCACCUUCACCACCACCAGUAUAAGAGAAAAGGAGCAGAGAGUGGUCUUUAAAUCCGGCUUUGAGACUCUGUAUGAUGGAAAGUGGCACCAGCUCAAACUCCUGGUGAGACCAAGCCAGGUCACAAGUUUCCUUGACGAUCAAGUGAUCCACGAAGUAGCGCUGGAAGCUGUGGAGCCCAUUUACAUCAACGGGGAGACACAGGUUGCUAAGAGGCGAGGAACACACAUCACCGUGCCGUUGGAGAUUCAGAAGCUGCGUCUGUACUGCGAUCCUCAUCAGAGUGAGAGAGAAACUGCCUGUGAGAUUUACUCCGUGGAUGAUGAAAGGUGUCCUCUGAAUCGAACACCGACAGCGGAGGAGGAAGAAGACUGCAACUGUGUAGUCGGGCCACGGGGGGAGCCUGGCCUGCCAGGACGCAUGGGUUUCCGAGGAGAGAAAGGGAGGGAAGGACCACCAGGACCUGAUGGUAAGCCUGGUAAAGAUGGGACACCUGGGGUAGCCGGCCCUCCUGGAUUACCAGGAUUGAAGGGUGAAAGUGGCCCAGCAGGACUAAAAGGGGAACCUGGUUUAAAAGGUCUAAAGGGAGAAAGAGGGGAACCUGGCUUUUCAGGAGAGCCGGGACCCCCGGGCCCAAAGGGUCUUCCUGGUGAAAGAGGCGAGCCAGGACCUCCAGGAGAAGCUGGACCAAUGGGGGAGCCGGGACUACCAGGAAGCGUGGGACUGGUCGGGCCACCAGGACCAAAGGGACAGAUGGGAGUCAUUGGGCCGCCUGGUGCUGCUGGAGCUCAAGGUCCCCUGGGUGUCCAGGGACCUCCUGGUGAAGCCGGCCCUAUGGGACCUCAGGGAGCGGCAGGCUUGCCUGGACCACAAGGACCACCUGGAGCAAACGGAACACUGGGAAUCCAAGGGCCCCGGGGGCCGCCCGGAGAGAUCGGCCGAGAUGGUCCCAAGGGGAAGUGUGGAGAUCCAGGGCUCGCCGGUCCUCAUGGUCCACCAGGCCAGAAGGGCUCAUCAGGGGAGCCGGGUUUUCCAGGACUGCCAGGUGCCAUGGGGAUGCCCGGCUUCAAAGGUCACAGGGGGGAGACAGGAGAGACGGGCCCUAAAGGAAACAAGGGGGAGCGAGGCAGAGAUGGAGAGCCAGGAAAUCCAGGUCUACCUGGCGAAGUGGGACCCAGGGGAUGGAAAGGAGAGACAGGACUGAAAGGUGAUGUGGGCCACAGGGGGCCUGAAGGAAAGAAAGGUGACAUGGGCCACGUGGGCCACAUGGGUGCUGUUGGUCCCAGGGGAUUUCCUGGCCAGGACGGGUUGCCAGGUCAACCAGGUCAACCGGGAUAUCCAGGAAAACCUGGCAAGCCUCCCUCAGAUGAACAUCUUCUAAAGCUCUGCACUGAUGUUCUGCGUAAUCAACUUCCAGCACUGCUGCAGAGCCUGGCCCCCCAAGCUAGAUGUGAACCCUGCCAGAGCAUGAAAGGACCCCCAGGUCAGCCAGGAGCACCAGGACAAGGCUCCAUGGGAACUCCAGGCUACCCUGGCAGAACUGGCACCCCCGGUUACCCUGGACCUCCUGGGAUGCAGGGUCCUACAGGCCUCAAAGGUGACAUGGGACAAAGAGGGCUCAAAGGCAGCAAAGGAGAAGGUUACAGUGGACCUCCAGGACCACCUGGACAGCCAGGGAUUCAAGGUCCCCGUGGCUUUGAUGGAAUCGGCCAUCCAGGAAACCAGGGAAUUCCUGGGAAACCAGGACCACCAGGAGAUCCAGGGAAACGGGGCAACUCUGGACUUCCAGGAGUUUGUGACGUUUCCAUGUGUUAUCAGACCUACAACCUCAGGGAACAUUACAGCAAAGGACCCAACGUCUGA